Molecule: messenger RNA, 737 nt
Organism: Hirundo rustica (Barn swallow)
Lineage: Eukaryota; Metazoa; Chordata; Aves; Passeriformes; Hirundinidae
Product: zinc finger protein 570-like
Exons: 2
Biological process (GO): regulation of transcription by RNA polymerase II
Molecular function (GO): RNA polymerase II cis-regulatory region sequence-specific DNA binding; DNA-binding transcription factor activity, RNA polymerase II-specific
Source: RefSeq, a predicted model, not a curated record
AUGGAGACCCAAGAGGACAAAUCCCGAGGGCAGAACCUUGUGGAAGAGGCCGUUUUGAGCAGCUCCACAAACCAGGUGAUCCAAACUGGGGAUUGGCCCUAUAAGUGUGGGGAAUGUGGGAAGGGCUUCAAGCACAACUCCACCCUUGUGACCCACCGGCGCAUCCACACCGGGGAGAGGCUCUACGAGUGCGGGGAAUGCAGGAAGAACUUCAUCCGGAGAUCCCAGCUGGUCUGCCACCAGAGGAUCCACACUGGGGAGAGGCCCUACGAGUGUGAGCAAUGUAGGAAGAGCUUCAGCCAGCGAUCCUACCUGAUCUGCCACCAGAGGAUCCACACUGGGGAGAGGCCCUACGAGUGUGAGCAAUGUGGGAAGAGCUUCAGCCAGCGAUCCUACCUGAUCUGCCACCAGAGGAUUCACACUGGGGAGAGACCCUACCAGUGUAAGCAAUGUGGGAAGUGCUUCAUCCAGCGCUCCCACUUGAUCCGCCACCAGCGUAGCCACCCUGGGGAAAUGCCCUACAAGUGUAGGGAAUGUGGGAAGAGCUUCAACCAGAGGUCCAAACUGAUCAAUCACCAAAAGAUCCACACUGGGGAGAGACCCUACGAGUGUCCGAAAGUUUCAGAGAAGCUCCAGUCUCCUCCUGCCCCAGCAGAUCCACACAAAGAAGAGGCUCUUCUGCUGCCCCAACUGCAGGAAGGGCUUCAAGCACAACUCCAGCCUCAUCAUUCACCAGC